UUUAAUUUAUUAAUAUUUAAAAAUAACUCAAAUAAUUGUUAAAAAAUAUAAUCUGUUUUUAGGAUUUUUUUGCUAUUAAUAAACUGAUAAUGGAUCAUUUAGAUAUUAAAUCCGAAGAAUUUUGGAUGAAAUGCACAACUCGGCAAUUCUAUCAACUAUUAGAAUCUGAAUAUUCAGAAUUAGGAUUAGAUUCCAGAAUUAGUAGUGAUUUUAAAUUUGCCGUAAGUUUAGGAAUUCAACAUAUCGAGGACGUGUGUAAAAUAUGUUCAAAAAAAUGUAAAAUAAUGUAUAGAAGUGAUAGAAAUUCAUGUGUUUUGCGAUGUCAUAACUGUAGGUAUAACAGUUCAGCCUUUGAUGGCACGUUUAAAGGAAAAUGUGGUAAAAUUUCAUGGGCAGCAAUAUUGUCAUUUAUAUGGCACUAUGUAGGAUUGGAAUGUACUUCAACAAAUUCUGCUGUUGCUGCAGGAAUUUCUAAGAAGGCGGCAGUUGAUUGGUGUAAUUAUAUACGUUUUGUAAUGCUUGUUGCUUUGUAUAAUAUGACUUCGUUCAAAAUUGGAGGUCCCGACAAAACAGUGGAAAUUGAUGAAACAGUUAUAUGUAAAAGAAAAUAUGAAAAAGGCCAUAAAUUAAAAAGUACCAAAUGGGUAGUUGGAGGUAUUUGUAGAGAAGACAACAGUUGCUUUAUUUGUCAAGUAAAUGACCGUUCAGAAACAACUCUCAACUGGAUAAUAUAUAAAUUUGUAAAUUCGGGAAGUGUAGUUAUCACUAAUGAAUGGAAAGGUUAUAACAACAUAGAUAAAUUGGAAGGAAUAAAUAUUGAACACAGAACAGUCAAUCAUUCAGAAAAUUUUGUGAACCUGACUACAGGAGUUCAUACCCAAAAUAUUAAAAGAUUAUGGGGUUAUUUAAAGAAUGAGAAAAAUUUGCCUAAACAUUAUACAGAGGAUCUUUCAGAUUCUUAUAUGUAUUCGUUCAUGUAUAAAAAGUUCUUGAAUUGGCCGUCAAAAAACNAUUGA
Molecule: messenger RNA, 1016 nt
Organism: Centruroides sculpturatus (bark scorpion)
Lineage: Eukaryota; Metazoa; Arthropoda; Arachnida; Scorpiones; Buthidae
Exons: 1
Coding region: 90-1016 (308 amino acids)
Source: RefSeq, a predicted model, not a curated record